AUGCUCAACAAUUACCAGAGUGAUGCAAGGUCAGAAGAUGACGACGAACCUUCUACACUUACAAGCAGUGAAGAUGAUGAAGAUAAAUCACAAUUCGUAACUAUGUUGAAAAAAAGAACACAAGAUACUUUCGAUAUAAGUCAGCAAAUCAUGCUCAACAAUUACCAGAGUGAUGCAAGGUCAGAAGAUGACGACGAACCUUCUACACUUACAAGCAGUGAAGAUGAUGAAGAUAAAUCACAAUUCGUAACUAUGUUGAAAAAAAGAACACAAGAUACUUUCGAUAUAAGUCAGCAAAUCAUGCUCAACAAUUACCAGAGUGAUGCAAGGUCAGAAGAUGACGACGAACCUUCUACACUUACAAGCAGUGAAGAUGAUGAAGAUAAAUCACAAUUCGUAACUAUGUUGGAAAAAAGAACACAAGGACAAAAAACAGGAGGAAUGAACAAGGAUACAGUUACGGAAUGUAAUAACAAAGCAUGUUAA
This is a messenger RNA of Parnassius apollo (apollo), 486 nucleotides long. Lineage: Eukaryota; Metazoa; Arthropoda; Insecta; Lepidoptera; Papilionidae. The record is from the annotation of a GenBank genome assembly.